Messenger RNA from Trypanosoma grayi, 2598 nucleotides. Its product is annotated as importin beta-1 subunit. The transcript has a single exon. NCBI's taxonomy places the organism in Eukaryota, Euglenozoa, Kinetoplastea, Trypanosomatida, Trypanosomatidae. Bases 1 to 2598 code for a protein of 865 amino acids. The record is from RefSeq and is a predicted model, not a curated record. Gene Ontology annotation, molecular function: nuclear import signal receptor activity; small GTPase binding. Gene Ontology annotation, biological process: protein import into nucleus. Gene Ontology annotation, cellular component: cytoplasm; nucleus.
AUGGCGGGUUUGACAGAGUUGCUGAUGGCGUUGGGAAACACCGACCCUGCGGUGCGCGUGCCAGCGGAGCAGCGGGUUAAUGAGGCGCGGCAGGUGGACCUUGCAGGGUUUCUUUUCGCGCUGCUGGAGGAGUUUCGCGACGAGGCGAAGCCCGGGUUUGCGCGGCACAUGGCGGGCACGCUGCUGAAGAACUCCGUGGCGCCGAACCUUCGAGAUGCGGCGGCGCGGCGUGCGCUGGAGCAGCAGUGGAUGAUGCUACCCCCUGAUGUGCGCGUUUCGGUGAAACAAGGCGUUCUAGCAUCACUCGGCUCACCGCAGAAGGAGGUUCAGAACGUGGCGGCGAACAUCAUUGGGAACCUCGCCCGCAUCGAACUUCCGUCAGGUGAGUGGCCGGACCUCCUCAGCAUUCUCCUCAACGCGGCGGAGUCAAGCAGCGAGCAGCACCAAGAGGCGGCGCUGACGGCAAUUGGGUACGUCUGCGAGGAGGGACGCGAGCAUGACUCCGUGGAAGCGGCGCUGGUUCCAUUCACUACUGGUAUCCUUACGGCGGUGCUCCGUGGUAUGAAUAGCAACAGGGAAGAGGUACGUUACUACGCCACAAAUGCGCUGUGCAAUGCGCUGGAAUUUAUCCACGAUAACAUGAAGCAGCAGGAGCAGCGUGACCACCUUGUCGACGCACUCUGUAGAGCCGCAAAAACAUGCCAAAACCCACGGACUCGAGAAAAGGCAAUGGAAUCUUUGGUCAAGGUCGCUGACAUGUACUACUCGACAUUGCCUAACUACAUUGACCAUCUGCACACCAUCACGACACACGCCAUCUUCAAUGACGAGGAGGCGGUCGGAUUGCAGGCAAUGCUGUUCUGGAUUUCAAUCUGUGAGACGGAGCAAGACAUGAAGGCGGAUGGCGAUGGGAGGUGCCUUGACUACGCGAUGAAGGGGGCGUCAAUGAUUACAGGGAUCGCACUUCAGGCACUCGUAAAACAGGAAGAACAGCAGGAGGAGGGUGACUGGAACAUCUCCAUUGCAGGUGGCAAGUUGUUGCAGAGUCUUGCAAUGUGCAUCGGUGACCCCGUGAUUGAUUUGAUUAUGCCAUUUGUCUACAGCAAGGUUGAGAGUGCCAACUGGCGAGAGAAGGAGGCUGCUGUUAUGGCGUUCGGGUGUAUCUUAAAUGGACCUGAUCCCAAAAACUUUCACGAUACCGUCGCACAGGCAGUUCCAGGGCUUCUGCAGUAUAUCCGCCAUGAGCAUCGGAUGGUCGCUGACACCUCCGGAUGGGUGCUGGCCAUUGUCUGCGAAUUGUUCUCAGAUGUCUUCCUUCAGCAGCCGUUGAGCCUCCAGCAGCUGAUUAACAUCAUAACACCAAUGAUUGGUGGCGGUGAUGACAUGGCAAUUCGCGCGUGCCACAUCCUCCAUAAUCUUGCACUAGCUUACCAGGAUGAGGAAAAUCUGCCCACAAACGAGCUUUCUUCUUAUUACCCUGGCUUCCUGAAUGUGCUGUUGGUUGCGAUUGAUACGGGUAACAACCACAAUGUUAAGAGUGUGGCUCAGGAAGCUCUAAACGUCCUUAUUGAUGCGGCGGCAGUUGACUGUUAUCAGUACCUCCAUGUUCUUGUGCCGGAGUUACACAAGCGCAUGGUGUACAUGUUGGAAGCGCGUGCGCAGGGUCAGAUGAGCACCGUGGAAGUCAUGGCAAUGCUUGGCCUUCUCUGUGGUUCGCUUGGCAACGUCGCAAAAAAAGUGCAGAACGCCUUUGCGCAGCACCUGCAGGCGAGUAUGGAAAUCCUGAUGCAGAUUCUACAGAGCCAAGACGAUAUCCUGCUUGAUGAGGCCCUCACUAUGCUCGGUAGUUUUGCGCAUGCCGUGAAGCAACAGCUUACCCCCUACACGGAGAGUGUUAUUCCCUACGUUUUAAAGGCGUUACAGUGCGUCGAUGAGCCAGACCUCGCCAUUGUCGCUGUGGGCACUUUGGGAGAUUUGUCGCUGAGCCUUCGCUCCGACAUGUCCCCAUUCAUCGGCACUAUUCUUGGUUUACUACACACAAACCUACAGAACCCGGAGGUGGACCGUAAUUUGAAGUGCACUUUCCUCAACUGUCUGGGAGAUAUUGCGCUGAAUGUAGGUGAUGUUCACUUUGCGCAGUACCUCGACGUUUUCAUGCAGCUGGCUCAUGCCUUCUUUGAGCAAAGCUGUAAUUUGAACAUCGACGAGGAUCCAGACAGUGAGGAGUAUGUCAUGUCGCUAUGGGAGAGUAUUGCAACAUUUUACACAGGUGUUUGUCAGAGCUUCAAAGGUUCUGAAGCACAGUUAACGCCGUAUUUACAGCGGGUCCUGCAGUUCGCUCUUCAUGCAUCUAAAGUGGCGCACUCCCUCGACUACGUAGAAGUGUUUAUUGCGACUGUUUCACUUAUCGGUGAUAUGGCGUGUGUUCUGAAGUCUGCCCGGUCACCGGAGCUGCGACAGCAGGGCAAGAGCGCCCUUCUGACGCAGCCAGUGUGGGAGGUGGUGGGCCACGCAACCAACAUGAGGGAUGCCGACCAAGACACGAGAGACCAAAUGAAGUGGGUGCGGGUCCAGCUUGAGCUUUUGCAGUCGUCAUAA